AUGCUGAUUAACCGUGUCUUAUUUCAGUAUGUUUCGAAAUUCAGCACUAAGUAUUCCACCGUGCUCGCCUGGCCAACAAUUAAACUUGAUGAUCGUAGUUUUAACCCAAUAUUGAAUUGGCGGGAGAUUUCAACAAGAAAAUCUAUGGGUGAAGAACUGACCCAACUUCCCAAGGUCAAGGGACUGAUACUUGAGCAAGAAAUAGAUUCUGACUUACCUGACUAUUCUGCUGUAAAUAGCCAUGGGGAUAUUAUUGUUGGAGAAGAUCCGGGAAACAUCAAGAUUAUAAAUCAGACAGGCGAAAACAAGGUGGUUAAACUACCUGAACCUGAACCCAUUGUCGUUGAGGGUAAAGUUGUUGAGCAAUGUAUUUCAUGUAUUUCUGUUGAUAAGAAUAACAAUGUUUACGUGGUGAGAUGGGUUCGAACAAGUACGGAAAAAGGGUAUGUAAAAAGUAGCGUGUUGACUGUACUGGACGAGAACUACAAUGUGAAGCAGGACUCGCGCAGAUUGGAAUUUCUGGGGACAUCAAAUAAUGUGAAGAUCGCUAUAAACAAGAACAAUAAUAUCAUCAUGAUGAACUUCCUUGAUUCCCAGGUAUAUGUCUUGGACAAUACUGGAGAAUUAAAGCACAAGUUUCAACCAGGCUUACGUUAUCCACGCAGCAUGGAUAUUUCUGGGCAGGAUGAAAUCAUGGUAACAUUUUACUAUGACCAGGUUGUGAAGAUAUACUCCGAGGAAGGAAAUUUGAAGUCGAUAAUAAAACUACCAGAAGGUCACGUGGUCCUUGGGUUGGCAUUUCAUUAUGUCAUUUGUAAAAUAAUUGUCUUAACCUAUCUCGAGAAAAAAUAUUCCUAUUUUCUUCUGUACUACACUGAAGCAGGUGAACUGGAAAGCACAACGUUCUUUGGUAAGAGAAUUCGGGGUGAAUAUACACCCUGCAUUUAUUCUAAUCCAAGUGAAGUGGUCCUGUUGCUGUUGUAA
Molecule: messenger RNA, 984 nt
Organism: Paramuricea clavata
Lineage: Eukaryota; Metazoa; Cnidaria; Anthozoa; Malacalcyonacea; Plexauridae
Source: the annotation of a GenBank genome assembly